This is a messenger RNA of Lactuca sativa (garden lettuce), 756 nucleotides long. Lineage: Eukaryota; Viridiplantae; Streptophyta; Magnoliopsida; Asterales; Asteraceae. The record is from RefSeq and is a predicted model, not a curated record.
AUGGUUACUAAUUCAAUGCAAAAUGGAGGCAGUGGGAUUAGCAAGGAGGAUAAAGGGAAAAAUGUGAUUGAUGAUGAAGGAUUUACUAAAUUUACUAAUAAGAAAAAUAAGAAUCUUAAAGAUGGAGAAGGCACAAGUAAUUCAGUGAGGAAAGCUGCUAAUAUAGUUAAUCAGAAAAGUAAUGGGAAGAGUAAUUUCUCAAGAGUGGGAAAUAAGUUUAGGGGACAAUAUGGGAACAGAGGUGGAAAUGGUUGGGGACAAAAUAGGAAUUGGAAUAACAAAGGAGUGGGUCAUUGGAAUUUGGAGAAGAAUAAAAGAUUUGAGAAGGUGGUUUCUAGGCAGUAUAAUAAUAAUGAACAGAUAAAUAAUGGAGACAAUAAGCAGGAGGCAAUAAAAAAGGAUGUCAAUGAUAUGGUUGAGAUUAAGAAGAUUGCAAAGAAAACAAACAGCAGCAAUAAAGACAGCUUUGAAGUUUUGGGAUUGAUUGAUGAGGAAGCUAUAAUUGGAAUGGAAGAGGAUGACAAAAAAGAUAAAAUUGGUGUGCAUCUUGAUGAUCUGAAUUGUACUUUCUCUACUAUUGAUGACAGCAGGUUGAAACAUAAUGAGAUUCAUACUAUGGGCAUUAGGAAUGAUGAUCUAGAGAUGGUUAAUGCUGAAAAGAUGGAUAACAAGAGGAAUAAUGAUAGCAGUAGUCUUAGUGGAUUAUCUCAGGCAUUUGAGGUGGUAAAUGCCAAAAAUUCUGUUAUUAUUCAAUGA